AUGGCAGCCUCCAUGUGGACGCUGGCAGCGGGGUUUCUUUCCCGGCUGCGAUCUGUCGCUCCGACAGUACGAACCUUUUCGGUUUCCCAUCACUCAGCGCAGAAGCCUGCGGGGUCUUUUUGGAAACUUGGCCGACUCAACCACGUAGCCAUCGCAGUUCCCGAUCUGGAGAGAUCCAAGUCUUUCUACAAGGAGGUGUUAGGGGCUGACGUGAGCGAGACAGUGCCUCUCCCCGAACACGGCGUCUACACGGUGUUUGUGGAGCUGGGGAACACCAAGCUGGAGUUGCUCCACCCGCUGGGAGACGACAGUCCGGUGGCCGGCUUUUUGCAGAAGAACAAAGCAGGAGGCCUGCACCACGUCUGCAUCGAGGUGGACAACAUUACCGACGCCAUCGCGGACCUGAAGAAGAAACAAAUCCGUCUAUUGAGCGAAGGGGCUAAAAUAGGCGCCCAUGGAAAACCAGUCAUUUUCCUCCAUCCGAAAGACUGCGGCGGAGUCCUUGUGGAGCUGGAAGAAGCCUGAGCU
Molecule: messenger RNA, 528 nt
Organism: Euleptes europaea (tarantolino)
Lineage: Eukaryota; Metazoa; Chordata; Lepidosauria; Squamata; Sphaerodactylidae
Gene: MCEE
Product: methylmalonyl-CoA epimerase
Exons: 3
Coding region: 1-525 (174 amino acids)
Biological process (GO): L-methylmalonyl-CoA metabolic process
Cellular component (GO): mitochondrion
Molecular function (GO): methylmalonyl-CoA epimerase activity
Source: RefSeq, a predicted model, not a curated record